Messenger RNA from Pneumocystis murina B123, 1281 nucleotides. RefSeq lists its product as hypothetical. The record is from RefSeq and is a predicted model, not a curated record. The transcript has 5 exons. Lineage: Eukaryota; Fungi; Ascomycota; Pneumocystomycetes; Pneumocystales; Pneumocystaceae. Gene Ontology annotation, cellular component: COP9 signalosome. Gene Ontology annotation, molecular function: protein binding. The coding region runs from base 1 to 1281 and encodes 426 amino acids.
AUGGUUGAUGAGACUUUAGAUAUUUCUUUACCUACUUUUGAUUUAAAUAGUUAUAUUAAUAAUUAUAAAGGUUAUACACGUAUUGAGCGUCUAAUAUUUAUCUCUGAGCAUUGUUCAUUUCUUUGUGUAGAAGCACUUAAGCUUGCUAUUGAAUUAUCUCAAACAGAAACUUUGGAUACUGUUUUAUAUGAAAAAUUAGUUACAAGAUUGCAACAAAAAGACUCUUCAGAGUGCAAUAUAGUUUUAGAUACGGAGUGGAUUCAUGAAACAAAAAAAAAUACAAAAAAUAUACUUCAAAAGCUGAAGUCUAGGCUAAAAAAUUAUAAAAAUAAUUUUAUAAAAGAAAGUAUAAGGAUGGGGUAUAAAGAUCUUGCAAAUUACUAUUAUUUGUGUAGAGAUCUGGAAAAUAGUCUAAAAUUCUAUUUUAAAGUACAUGAAUAUUGCGCAACAUCAAAGCAUAGUAUGGAUACGUUAUUAAAUAUGAUAAAAAUAUUUUUGGAAUUGAAGGAUUUUAUAAAUGCAAAUACAUAUCUUAUUAAAAUACAGAAUAUGUCUUGCAAAAAUGAAAUUACCUCUAAAAUUGAAGUGAUAUCUGGAUUGAUUUAUCUUAAUUUAGAGAAUUAUAAAGAAGCUGCAUUGAAAUUUUGCAUGAUUAAAAUGGAGGAAGACAUGGAAUUUAAUGAUAUUAUAUCUGUUAAUGAUUUGGUCAUAUAUGCGGUUAUUUGUGCUCUUUCUUCAUUUUCUCGUCCUGAACUUAAGCAAUAUAUCAUUGAUAAUGUGGAGUUUUGGAAGUUGCAUGAGUUAGAGCCUCAAGUCUUUGAAAUAGUGACUGCAUUUUAUUCAUCUAAUUAUUUAAAAUGUUUUGAUAUUUUAAAUAGAUUGAAAAAUGAUUUUAUGCUUGAUAUAUAUCUAAAUAGACAUGUUGAUAAUCUAUUUUUAUAUAUAAGGCAAAGGGCGUAUAUAUUAUAUCUUAAACCUUUUAGUUAUGUAGACCUUAGAAAAAUGGCAAAUGUUUUUUUAUUUUUAUUAAAUAAUAUGGAGAAAGAACUUAUACAAUUGAUAUUGGAAUCAAAAAUAUCUGCUAAGAUAGACAAUAUAAAUAAGUUUCUUAUAAUUAUAGAACCAAGUCAACAAGAUAUGAUAUAUGAAAAAAUAUUAAAAAUUAGUAAUGAAUAUAAAAGGGCUGCCAAGUUGUCAUUAAUACAUAUGGAAUUGGUCAAAAAAGGUUUAGAAAUAAAAACUAUGUGUGAUUUGAAUAUUGAUAUUGAAAAUGAAAAGUAA